AUGAAUAGCAACACUACAACCAUGAAUACCUCCAAGAACAACAGCAAGAUGGAAUCUCACCUGAAUCGAUCCAUCUCUGAUCUAUCUGCUUCCUCUCAAGGUUCAGCUGACAGCAACGUUUCAGCAGCUCGCAAGCUGCGACGCAUGAAACGAAAACUUCUGUUGGAUUUCGUGAACGAUGAUCCUACUAACAACGACACCAAUGAUUACAAUGACAAUGACGAUGAUGAUGCUUCCACUGUCGUUAUGAGUAAUGAACGAGAGGUUCUAUCCCUUUUCAGUUGGUCGGCGGACAACAACCCAAGAUUGGCCAGUCAGCAUUGA
Messenger RNA from Cylindrotheca closterium, 324 nucleotides. NCBI's taxonomy places the organism in Eukaryota, Bacillariophyta, Bacillariophyceae, Bacillariales, Bacillariaceae. The record is from the annotation of a GenBank genome assembly.